CUCAGGACAAAGAGAGAAUAGCAGCAUAAUGACGUCCAGUAGCAACCUGCAGUAUUUUCGUUUUCCAAGGACUCCAAGGCUUUCCAUCUGGCUGCUGGCUCUGGUUUGGAUUGUGACAUCUGGCUUAUCUGUCACAGAACGUAAUCCUCCCAUUCACCUCAGAGGGGAGGUCGGCGGAAAUGUGACCUUUCACUGCCCCGUGGCCAAUAACGAAAAAAUAACAUUGUUCUACUUUCAAAACCACACAACAUUCAUUAACGGUUAUCAUAUUUCAAAAACUAUAACACGGUCGAAAUGGGAGAACACAAGAUUGGAUCGCAGCGAGACAAGUGUGCACAUGUACGGGCUGAAUGUGUCACAUAGUGGGGAGUAUCAAUGCAUUAUUCAGUACAGUGGCAAAACGAAUAUUGAGGAAACAUCCAUAUACCUCAGUGUCACAGCCAACUACAGUAAACCCACAAUCACAAAGUCCCAUGACAGAGGCAGUUGCUAUGUGACAUGUACCUCACAUGGCGGGUACCCAAGCACCAAGGUGACAUGGAACGUAUCUGUGCCGGGAAAUGUUAGCAGUCAGGUGUGGAAAAUUGUGAACAGCAGUAACGUACCCAGUCCAAGCACCAUGUUGUUCAACAGCUCUAGCACAGCAUACUUCAACUGCUCCAAUGGAGAACUGACGCAUCUCAGCUGCUCUGUGGGCGACGUUACUUCAGACAUGUUCUCAGUUUGUUCCUCCUCUAAACCUGAUGGUCCUGGUUGGGUGAUAGUAGUAGCAGCCAGCUCUGCGGUGGCAGUUUUCAUUCUGGUGGCAUUGCUGCUGUUUUUAAAACACAGGAAAAAACAGAAAGGAGUGGCACCAGGAGAACCAAGAGCGGAGAGGAACGUAAAUGGGGAAGAGCUAAUCAUCCUCUAUGAAAACAAAGGAGGGACAGAGGCAUCGUGAGCACUGAACUGGUGAAGAAGUGUAUCCGAUUUUUAUUCGGGUCAAAAACAUUAUUUGUUCUAAAAUGUAGAAUUAAAACUGUAUGUAACUCAAGUGUACAUCUACAUUUGUGAUUGACUGGUCACACAGAAACUGGGAAUGGCCAGUGUCUACAUAAGUCAGGGGACCACACGCUAUCAACAUUUCAAUGACACUGGAGACUUUCAGUGUUUGAGGAAGUAUUCAUCAUUAGUAUCCUUGAGCUGGAAAAGGACAGUGCGUCAUUCAAAAGAGAAUAGCGUACUUCCUUAAAAAAAAAGGGCUUUUCUAAUGGUUUGUGGUGAGAUUGUUGUUGCAUACUGGAAAAUAGCCUCUGAAGGAAACACCUCCCAGCAAUGUGAGCAGUAAAAUCAAAAUCAGGAAAGACUGAUGGAAUGAAUAUUUAAUUGUUGCACUGACAUCUAUGGGCAGAAGUGGGAACUGUUACACCUGCUGUGUCACUUUUGGAACGUGAUACAGUAUAUUGUUGUUGUUGCACUUUAAAAUUUCCCAUUUUCCUUGAUAUCAGCCCAUUAUAAUAUUCUGUUGUCUUUUUUUUUUUUUAAUGUAAUUCCCAUUAUAGAAUAAGGAAUGUUAGUCUUGUAAAGCUACUACCCAUUUAUUUUUUGUUUUUAGUGUUAUUUCCCUAAUUCGAAUCCAGUGUUUUACUCUUUAAUUAGUUUUGUUUAUCAGAAAUAAUCUAUAGCAAAACCUGGGGGGAAAAAGUGUGAAUGCAAAGAAGAUGGCUGUCAGAAUGACAUGAAUUUGUCCUCUGCACUUUCAUUCAACUUCAGUUUUCUGUAGUCUGCGAUAGAUUGCAGUGUUCCAGAUCCCCUUGCAAGGUGCAAUAUUUAAUACAAAAAGGGAAAGAGGUUUUUCUAUUAUAAUGAAAUUACCGUUACCCUAGCUAGUAAUAUUUAGGUAUUCUUUGCAACUCCCCAAUGUUUUUCUCAGGUGAUUGUUCUCAUGUAAAAAUUCUAAAUGCUCUUUUAGUAAAUAUUUAUUUCAUUUUAUGUUUUUCUUCUUAAAUAUCACAGUAUAUAUCAUUUGCCCUGUUUACACUGCUUUGGGUUGGGAGACUUCUCUUAUUCCUCCUUCCACUGAAUUACUGAACAGUCUGAAAGGGCUGCUUUCAUUUCCUCUAUCUGUACAAAACACUUGUCUGAUGGCUGUUUUUUUUUUUUUUUUUUUGGACAUUACAUUUUUUUCUAUUGAAUUUUGAAUCAAUUAAAACUGUAAAUUAAUUUUUA
This is a messenger RNA of Toxotes jaculatrix (banded archerfish), 2208 nucleotides long. Its product is annotated as junctional adhesion molecule A. Gene Ontology annotation, biological process: positive regulation of T cell proliferation; immune response; cellular response to lipopolysaccharide. The record is from RefSeq and is a predicted model, not a curated record. Lineage: Eukaryota; Metazoa; Chordata; Actinopteri; Toxotidae. The coding region runs from base 29 to 940 and encodes 303 amino acids. Gene Ontology annotation, cellular component: external side of plasma membrane. The transcript is spliced from 8 exons.